This is a messenger RNA of Orbicella faveolata, 5537 nucleotides long. Its product is annotated as RNA polymerase-associated protein CTR9 homolog. Gene Ontology annotation, molecular function: RNA polymerase II complex binding. Gene Ontology annotation, cellular component: Cdc73/Paf1 complex. The record is from RefSeq and is a predicted model, not a curated record. Gene Ontology annotation, biological process: transcription elongation by RNA polymerase II; regulation of DNA-templated transcription. NCBI's taxonomy places the organism in Eukaryota, Metazoa, Cnidaria, Anthozoa, Scleractinia, Merulinidae.
UUGACGGAUUAUCCUUCGCGAUCGCAUCCAAGAUGGCGACUUCCAUCGAGAUACCUCUUCGGGAUACAGAAGACGAGGUGAUAGAGCUUCAAUUUGACCAGUUGCCGGAGGGCGAUGAAGUACUGAGCAUUUUACGACAGGAAAAUGCACAACUACACAUUUGGAUCACGCUCGCGCUGCAGUAUUACAAGCAGGGAAAAACAGAUGAUUUUGUUAAACUCCUGGAAGCUGGAAGAACAGAUGCCAAUCGCAAUUAUCGUGACAGUGAAAAAGGGCAGAUGGUCUGCCUGGACACACUUGCUGCAUUCUAUGUGCAGCAAGCACGAAAGGAGAGAAACAAGGAAACUAAAAAGGAACUGUUUACAAAGUCAACCUCACUGUAUUCCACGGCAGACAAGAUUAUCAUGUAUGAUCAGAAUCACUUGCUAGGCAGGGCAUACUUCUGUCUCCUUGAAGGAGAUAAAAUGGAACAGGCUGAUGCACAGUUCAAUUUUGUGUUGGCGCAGUCAGGGAAUAACAUCCCAGCUUUGCUAGGAAAGGCCUGUAUCUCAUUUAACAAAAGGGAUUACAAGGGUUCCCUAGCUUACUACAAGAAAGCUUUGAGAACAAAUCCUAACUGUCCAGCCUCUGUUCGGUUAGGAAUGGGUCAUUGUUUUGUGAAGCUUGGAAAACUGGACAAAGCAAGAUUGGCAUUUGAGCGUGCUCUCAGCCUUGAUCACCUGUGUACAGGGGCAAUGACAGGUCUUGCCAUCCUGGAACUGAAUUCGAAAAAGGUGGACUCAAUUAAGAUUGGUGUUCAGUUGCUAUCCAGAGCAUAUGCGUUGGACAACUCUAAUCCAAUGGUUCUCAAUCAUCUGGCAAACCAUUUCUUCUUCAAAAAGGAGUAUGACAAAGUCCAGCACCUGGCCCUUCAUGCCUUUCAUGGCACUGAAGUUGAAGCCAUGCAGGCAGAGAGCUGCUAUCAGAUGGCCAGAGCUUUUCAUGUUCAGAAUGAUUAUGACCAGGCAUUCCAGUAUUACUAUCAAGCAACACAGUUUGCGUCACCAAAUUUUAUCCUUCCUCAUUUUGGACUUGGUCAAAUGUACAUAGCGAGAGGUGACACAAACAAUGCUGCUCAAUGUUUCGAGAAAGUUCUGAAGGCCACACCUGGAAAUUAUGAGACUCUUAAAAUCUUGGGCUCUUUGUACAGCACAUCAACAGAUCUAGACAAGAGAGAGACAGCCAAGAAUCAUCUUAAGAAGGUAACAGAGCAGUACCCAGAUGAUGUCGAGGCCUGGAUUGAGCUGGCAGGAAUCUUAGAACAAACCGAUGUGCAGGCUGCCUUGCAAGCAUAUGGUACAGCGUCCCGUCUUCUGAAGGAGAAAGUGAAGGCUGAUGUUCCUCCAGAGAUUCUGAACAACGUCGGAGCACUUCAUUUCCGUUUGGGAAAUUUGAAUGAAGCAAAGAGAUUCUAUGAGUCAUCUCUUUCACGGUGCAAACAGGAGAGUCAAGCUGACGAAAGUUACUAUAGUGCAAUCUCUGUGACUACAACAUACAACUUGUCCCGUCUUCACGAAGCCUUGUGUGAGUUUGACAAAGCAGAGGAGCUCUACAAGAACAUCCUCAGAGAGCAUCCUAACUAUGUGGACUGUUAUCUUAGGUUGGGUUGUAUGGCACGUGACCGAGGUCAAAUCUACGAGGCCUCUGAUUGGUUUAAAGAGGCUCUGCAGAUUAAUCAGGACCAUCCGGAUGCUUGGUCCCUUAUCGGCAACCUUCACCUGGCCAAACAAGAAUGGGGCCCAGGCCAGAAGAAAUUCGAGCGCAUUUUGAAGCAGCCCUCUACAGCUAACGAUGCAUAUUCAUUACUAGCUCUUGGGAAUGUGUGGCUUCAGACGUUACACACGCCAACACGAGAUAAGGCAAAGGAAAAGAGACAUCAAGAUAGAGCUCUGGCUUUGUAUAAACAAGUAUUGAGAUACGAUCCAAGAAACCUGUAUGCAGCCAAUGGCAUUGGGUGCAUUCUCGCACACAAGAACUUUUUGAGGGAAGCACGUGAUGUAUUUUCGCAGGUCCGUGAAGCUACCGCUGACAUCCCAGAUGUGUGGCUCAAUCUGGCACAUAUUUAUGUUGAGCAAAAGCAGUAUGUGGCAGCUAUUCAGAUGUAUGAGAAUUGUUUGCGGAAGUUCUUCAAACAUCACAAUGUUGAGGUGUUACUGUACUUGGCACGAGCCUACUUCAAAGCUGGCAAAAUGAAGGAAUGUAAACAAGUGUUGCUCAAGGCUCGUCAUGUUUCGCCCAACGACACCAUUCUGUUGUUCAACAUUUCGCUGGUGCAGCAGCGCUUGGCAACAGCCAUUUUGAAAGCUGAGAAGAGUCCUCUUAAGGUUGUGCUUGGCGCAGUCAGAGAACUGGAGCAGGCGCAGAGGAAUUUUACGUGGUUAAGUCAAUAUGGAGACCGCCUGAAGUUUGACUUGAGCUGGGCAGCGACUGAGGCCAGGCACACCAGUGAUUUGCUGAGCCAGGCUCAGUACCAUGUGGCGCGCGCUCGGAAAGUUGACGAAGAAGAACAGGAAGUGAGGCGAAAACAAGAAGCGGAAAAAGAAGCACUUAGGAAGAAAAGAGAAGAAGAGGAGAAAACGCGAAGAGAACAACGUGAACAGCAGGAAAAAGAACUUCUUGAGAAACGUCAACAAUUCAAGGAAGCCACCAAGAACCUGCUGGUGUUUGCACCUGAAGAACAAGCCCCCAAGGAAAAGGCUUCCAAAGGAAGAAAGAAAAAGACGGCGGAUGAUUUUGUGGCGAGUAACGACGAAGAAAGUGAAGAUGAAGGAGAAGCGGGUGUAGACGAGGAAGGAAAUGAAAUAAAGAAACCGAAAGUCAAGAAGGCGAAAAAACGGCGAAGAAAACGAAUUAGAGAUGAAGGAGACGAAAAUGCGCCGAAGAAAAAGAGAAGUCGUAAACCGAAAGGUGAGCCCAAAGAGAAGAAAUCUGGAGACGAAAGAUUGGGAGCCAAACAAAGACGGAAAAUCAAGUCAAAGGCGUUCGUGUCCUCAUCUGAAGAUUCGGACUCUGACACAGAGAAGCUCAAGAUUGCUGAUGUGGGUAGUGAUGAAGACAUCAGUGACAAAUCGGAGGCUGAGAACAGCGACAAGGAGGAAAACGUCAAUGAAGAAGAGAAAGAAGACAGUAGUGAGGGGCAAGAAGAGAAACCUCAGACUGGAAGGAAAAGAAUUCUGUCGAGUGAUGACGAUGAUGAUAGCCUCGAUGAAGAUAUCGAGGACGGUGACGACAAAGCCGGCGACGAGGAACAACCGUCAACGAGUCAGGGCACGCCAAAGAAGAAAAGCAGAAAACUUGUUAGCUCGUCCGAAUCAGAGGACGAUGACUAGAUCAAAGUUUCCCUGUCCUGUGCCGUCAUUUUCACAUGGAAUUAUUCCUGUAGCAAAAUACUUGUAUAGACCGGCUAAUCACGAAAUGUAGGACCAAACAGAAACCGAAACGUGCAGUCUGCCGUCAGUAGACACCCUACCCCUACCCCACCCCACCCCACCCGGCAAACCCUGCCCCUCCCACCCCAUCCCCAUACACAGUACACAAAGAUUACCAACAGGCUGUUUGUUGUCAUCUUUGAAAAGUGUUAACGGAGUGCAACUAAUGAAAAAUACAGGAAAACGCGCACGCGCACGCGCAGAGCUCCAAACCCCUAUCGUGGAGAGUUAUCUGAAGUUGACAUCUUGUCGUUUGGCAACAUCCGGGAUUGAAUACUGCGGGCUCAGUCAGACCAGAAACCAAAAAAUGGUGAAGAACAUUCUUUUCCUAAAGCCCAUUCUAUUUUAGUAGUUACUACCCCUUCAGUGUCUCACACAGUGUUUUUGCUGCUUUACACAUUCAAAUAGGGUUUAUGUACAUAGUCCACAAUGGAAGCUUAAAUAAACGAUUUUCUUCACUUGUAAUCUUGGGUGCCAUCUGUUCUCUUGCACUCCUGGCAAUCUCACUUUCGGGCUCUUGGAUCUGCAUACUGUUGCUGAUUUGUCAAAGAUAGUAAUCAGAGGGACUUCUCAAGAAAUAGAAUAUCUCUCAUAGUUUGGACAAAAGUUCAUGCUUGGUCAAAUGUCGCUAUAGAAUUUUGUUAACUAGUUACCAGGCCCUCAUUUUUUCUACCUUGGAGCUCAAGAGAGAAGAACGUGGGAUUGAAAUUUGAUAAAGGUGGGAAGGAGAUAGCCUGUGCACAUCUGCCCCCUCCCCUCAAAAAUCUCCCUGAUUGGAGGAGAGGGGGGCAGAUGUACACAGGAUGUGAUUUUUUUUCUUUUUUCACCCAAAAUAAGAGGAGGGUGGGCCCCCAGGGCCCCUCCCUUUGAUCAACCACUGAGGACAGAGACAGAUUUGUUUUCUUAGGUGUCAAGUUGAGGGGUUUAACCUCAUAAGAACGAGUGUCCAUCUGCAACGAAAAGAGGAAACGCUCAGUGCUUUUUGCGUGUUUUUAGCAACAUCUGAAGAAAUCAUUUCUAUUAAAUAUGAUUUCCGGUCCAUACUGCACACUCUCGAGAAUUUGUUUGCAUUUUUUGUUUCAUGUAAAACAUCACAAAAUGUAAACAUUUUGCAACUACUUACAUGAGGUUAAUUCAAAGUUUCAAAACAACCGUUAUUAUGGGUGCGAAGCAGUCAAAGUUUUAAGCUUUGUUCUUUCUCAUAUCACUUGAUGAAACAACUUCGAAGCUGUAAAAAUCAAUGAAGCUGUUGGAAAAAAAAGUUUGAAAGGCCUCAAAAGGUAAGGUAUGUGGUUCGUAACAAAUAGCAUCAAUUCACAUUCCAUCAAGUGAGAUUUAUAAUAUUUACAAAUAUUAGGUGCUGAGAUUGUGCAGUACGGACUGAAAAUCAUCUUUAAGCAGGAGGGAAGAAAACAUUGUUUUAUUUCCUUCAUUGUUGAUUAUUGAAAAAAGAAAAAUGUCAAGGGGACAAAUGAUAUAAUUUUGUAGUAAUUUUCUUUUCCAAUAUUCUCUUGCUAACUUUGGAUCCCUGAUAGCAGCCCUCCUCAGAAAACAAAAAUGCAGUCUGAACCAUGGUUCAGGAUUUUUCUUCUUUGCAUGUUUUAAUUUACAUUACAUCAAAAGAGGUUUGUUAUAUAUCAGGUCUGUAUCAGGUGGUAAUUUGUCAUCUACUGACAGUGUUAAAAUGCAAUCAAAGUAAUAGCAACCAGGUGCCAGUUGUUCAAAGUCAUUUUCAAAAUGUUACUCUUCCCUGCACCUUACAUGGGAAUCACACCUUUGCGUCACUUACGCAAAUAGAAAAGAUACAAUGAAGUGAAUCCCAACACUCCUUUUAAUGCAAAUAGCUAUUUACAGGUAAUAAAGCUUGGUAUCACCAGUAUAUAAAUAUUCAUGUCUUUAGUCCACAAGACCGUAUUUGCAUUCAAUUAUAUAUUACAACAUCACGUCAUAUAUUGCAUUAAAAUAAAAUACAUACAGUAAACACCCGCAUAUAAGAACACAUGGAUUAAGAACAUCAGGCUGAAAUUUGGCAAAUAAAGCACCACUUUUAUAAGAACAAUAUCAGCCUGG